AAUCACUCCGCUUCCUGUUUCACGCCGCCGUUUGUUAUUAAAACGUAACCUCCUUUAAAUGUGACGGGAAAUGUUGACGCUCGGAGAGUUGAUGAAGUUGGGAAAUGGAGGCUUUAAUUCAUCCGUGAACGAGUUACAUAUAUAUUGAAAGAUACGCGCAAGAUGUCAGGGGCCCAUGAGUCAAGCAGGAAGCGCCGCCCCCUCAAAAUGUUCUUGAUCUCGACCGACCUGAAGGUCCAGGACCAGCUGGACGGUACCAUUCGGCUGCAGCGGGGGUUCAUCUGUCAGGAGCAAGAAAAGAGCCGAAGCGACUUCCUUUGGGUCAAGGUGCUGGACAAUGGCAUUGUGUUAAAACUAGAGAGGAAGUUCCUGCAUGAAGUCCCAGCUGAAUUCAGCGGCCUGUUGGAGCCCGUAUUGGAUCCGGAGGCCCGCCUAAAACUUCUAGGCAAUCCCGGGAAGCUGCAGCAGUUGGCUACUUUGCCCAUCGAUGCCCCGCUGUGGGUCCAAAUAGGCCAACAGGACGAGCUGGCAGAAGCAGACCUUAAAUACAUCGGUCCACUGACCAGAGGGAGCAGCGCUGUGCUUUUUGGGGUACAGCUCAAGGGUUCAGCUGCAGGUAAAGGAAUCAGCAACGGUUCCUAUAAGAGUCACCGGCUCUUCAGCUGCCCCGAAUCCUGCGCCCUCUUCCUCCCAGUCAGUCACAUCAGGCCCCGCCACUGGUCUGCCAACAACGGCUCAGACGCACACGAGCGAGCCCGCGAGCGACACCACCAGCGCAGCAGCGGUAAUCACCCCAGCAACGGGUACCAUAGCAACAACGAUCGCCCAAAUCAUCAUCAUCAUCAGCAGCAGCAGCAGCAGCAGCAGCAGCAGCAGCAGCAGCCGCCGCCCGGUCGUCACAUUGGUUUCCACCAGCAUAGUCCCAGCGGCCCUCCUCAGCCGCACGCUUUUGGCAUCCUCCCUCGAACAGCGGAGUCGGUUCCCCUCGCAGCUCAUAACCAGGUCCGAGGCCCCGUGUCGCCUCCGCCGCUCCAUGUUGGCCAGCGGGUGUGUUUCCCCCUGGAGGACAAUGUCUACAGUGGGGAGGUGCGAUUCUGUGGUCUCCUGCCGGGCCGGUCCUCCUCAGGGAUGUACGUCGGAGUCCUGCUGGACACUCCUGUGGGUAACUGGGACGGGUUUUAUAAGGGAGAGAAGCUCUGCAACAUUCCUUCUCUGGUCUACGGACAACUUCUGCCAAUUGCCAAAGUCUCCUCAGAGCCUAAAUCCCACCGCCACAACCCUCUUCAACAAAUUCCCAAAUCCAUCCUAAAGCCCGCGCUUCCCCCGGUCAUUAAACCCGCCUCUGCUCCCAAGGUCGCCCUGAUGCCCCCGAACAAACAGGCAGUUAGACCUCCUCCGUUGCCGCCACCGAAACCCAAUCACAAAGCCCUGCCUCCUCCUCCUCCUCUGCCACCCCCCAAACCCCUCAGCCCGACGUCACCGACCACCGCGGACCGGCUGCAGCACACCAACGGCGCGCACGGCCCGCCGUCGCCGCUGAGGUCUCCAGACUUCGGCGAAGCUGCAGGGGAGAACGGAGAGGCAGGACCGGAGGACAAGCUGGAGGUGGGGUCGAUGGUCGAAGUGAACGACCCUCCGCUUUACGGGGUUAUUCGCUGGAUUGGACGGAUCAGUCAGGUUUCAGAGACAGUGGCUGGAAUCGAGCUGGACCAGGAGUUGUCUGCAGGAACAGACGGCAGUUACCUCGGUGAACGUCACUUCCGUUGCCCGGCCAACAAGGGGCUGUUCGUCAAGCUACGUAACUGUAGACGGGACUCCAGGUUUCCCGCCCCUGAGACACCCGUCAAUCAAGUAGAGCGAUGCAACUCUAUAGCCUUUGCAGAGUGGGGCAGCGAGCGGGUGGAGGACCACACUCCUCCUGUGGACGGGGACGAGGCCAGUGAGCUCUACCAGGGCUGGAAGAGAGGCAUCCAGGGUCACCUCAACUCAUGCUACCUGGACGCUACGCUGUUCAGCCUGUUCUCCUGCUGCAGUUCAGCAGACUGGGUGUUGUUUUGGCCCUCUGACCCUGGAACGCACCGAAACUCCAGUCAGGCUCAAGACCUGCUGCGCUGUGAAAUAGUCAACCCCCUGCGAAGGUACGGCUACGUGUGCGCCAGCAAGACCAUGGCCUUGAGACGCCUGCUGGAGGCGGCGAACAGCGACACGGGCUUCACCAACCAGGAGAAAGAUCCUGAAGAGUUCCUCAACAAGCUUUUCCAGCUCCUCCGAGUCGAGCCGCUCCUCAAAAUCAGGUCAAUGACUCAGAAGCCUCAGGAGUGUCACCUCUACCAGCUCUUCCCGCCUACGCUCCCCCCCUCGCCCUCCUCACCCUUACCCCUCUCCCCAGUUGACUCCCCCAUCCCUCUCUCCUCGCCAUCGGCCAGCCGGAUGAGGGUCGCCAGCGUCCAGGCGCUGCUGGAGUCCUCCUUCCUCCACUCCGGCCUCAAGUUUGUCGAGGCUCCCUCCUGCCUCUUGCUGCUCAUGCCUCGGUUUGGAAAGGACUUCAAAAUGUUUGACGCCAUCUUGCCCACCCUCAGCCUGGACAUCACAGACCUGCUGGACGACACUCUGAGACAGUGCAGCAUCUGUCAGGCUGUAGCUGAGUGGGAGUGUCUCCAGUGUUAUGAAGAUCCAGACAUCACUCCCGGGCGUCUCAAACAGUACUGCCAGACCUGCAACACGCAGGUCCACAGUCACAGGAAGCGGGAAUCCCACAGCCCGGUGAAGGUCGCCGUCCCCGGGGGACCGUGGACCGGCCCUCUGCACUGCACGCGCCAGCAAAUGUCUCUCUUCGCCGUGACGUGCAUCGAGACCAGCCAUUACGUGAGCUUCGUCAAGCACGGGCCCCUCCCCACCGACUGGCUGUUUUUUGACAGCAUGGCAGACCGGGAAGGCGGCGAGAACGGCUUCAACAUCCCCCAGGUGAAGGCGUGUCCAGAGGUGGGCCGCUACCUCAGCCUAUCAGAGGAGGACCUGAGCAGAGUUGACCCCACGUCCUUACGGGAGCACGCUCGCCGCCUGCUCUGUGACUCCUACAUGUGUCUGUACCACAGCCCUGAGCUCAGCCUGUAUAAGUGACAGGGACACACACACACACACACACACACACACACACACACACACACACACACACACACACACACACAGAUAUGAGUGUGGAAUAAGAUACCGUACAACAAACAUAUUGUCCUCAGGUUCUCAGUCUUAUCUGAAUGUUAGAUAAGACACGUCCAGCAUAAUAAUGCCAGUAGAAUAUGAAAUGGUCAUAAAAGCCUGCUCACACUUUGCAGUAAAAUGCAUCUUGGGUGAUCCAAGGAAGGACUGAGCAGGGCCUUAGAGAUACAUGUUAUCUAAAAUGUGACAAUCAGCUAACUCGCCUUAUGAACAAACAGCCUGUAGUUUACCGGAUUAUGAUCUCUGUACACUUGUGUGAACUGUACUGUUUGUUAUACCCGAGUUUAUCUGUGCUAAUGAUAGUGCUCACACACUGGACAGAACCCCUGUGCCUGUAAAGUAUAUAUCAUGUACACUUUACAAUUCAAUUUGCACUGCUUCAUUUACACGGUCACACGUCAGUAUGUGUACAUAUUGUGUAUAUCAGUGCCUUAAACUGACUGUAAAGACCGCACACAGAUGUUUAAGCUGUUGAAUAUAAUACAGCUGCACACAGUGGGGACUAUGUCCUCCCUAGCUAAUAAAUGCUUUGAUACUCUUCUAA
Messenger RNA from Dicentrarchus labrax (European seabass), 3760 nucleotides. RefSeq names its product ubiquitin carboxyl-terminal hydrolase CYLD (gene cyld3). Gene Ontology annotation, cellular component: cytosol. Lineage: Eukaryota; Metazoa; Chordata; Actinopteri; Moronidae. Gene Ontology annotation, molecular function: K63-linked deubiquitinase activity; cysteine-type deubiquitinase activity. Gene Ontology annotation, biological process: necroptotic process; positive regulation of extrinsic apoptotic signaling pathway; regulation of mitotic cell cycle. The record is from RefSeq and is a predicted model, not a curated record. The transcript is spliced from 17 exons. Bases 163 to 3120 code for a protein of 985 amino acids.